UGUAUAAAAACUGCAACACAGCACACCUCUCUCUCUCUAUCACUCCCCCACUCCUCUUGCCCUCCAGAUCACACUCUUCUUUGCUUCUCUCUCUUCACAUUUCUCUCUACGAGCACCACACCUUUCUUUCUUCCCUUAUUUCUAUAAUAAAUAAGAGGAAUUCCUGUAUUUGCUGUCUUUGAAGAUCAGAGGGUGGUAAAGAAGAAGAAGAAGAAAAGGGAGUGUUGUAUGUCAGUAAAUUGUAAAGAGAUUUAUCUUUGUGGGAUUGGUGAGCUUGUGAAUCCUUUGCAAUGGCCUCAACUUCGAAAAAGACGACGCCUUCUCCUCCUUGUUGUGACUCUACUACUCCCGCUCCUCCUCCCAUUCGCCGUGACGCCACCUCCUCCUCCUCUUUGGUUCCGCAAGAUUGGACGGUUCCCUCCGCUGAUCGCCGCCCCGUUGUCGAUUCUCUUCCAGAACCUUCCAAAACAGCCUCCGGUACUAAAACUGUUAUCCCAGUCAUGUUAAGGGCUCAGACCAGCCAUCCUUUGGAUCCUUUGUCUGCUGCCGAAAUCUCUGUUGCAGUGGCAACUGUUAGGGCUGCUGGAGCCACUCCUGAGCUUAGAGAUAGCAUGCGUUUCGUUGAGGUGGUUCUGUUUGAACCGGAUAAGCAUGUUGUUGCACUGGCAGAUGCAUAUUUCUUUCCUCCUUUCCAACCAUCAUUGCUUCCCAGAUCAAAAGGUGGACCUAUAAUUCCUACAAAGUUGCCUCCAAGAAGGGCUAGACUUGUUGUUUACAACAAACGGUCAAAUGAGACAAGCUUAUGGAUUGUGGAGCUCUCUGAAGUACAUGCAGCGACUCGAGGUGGACAUCAUAGGGGAAAAGUGAUUUCAUCUCAAGUUGUUCCAGAUGUUCAGCCUCCAAUGGAUGCUGUUGAAUAUGCUGAAUGUGAAGCUGUUGUCAAAGACUUUCCUCCAUUUAGAGAGGCAAUGAAAAAAAGAGGUAUUGAAGACAUGGACCUUCUGAUGGUUGAUGCCUGGUGUGUUGGUUACCACAGUGAUGCUGAUGCUCCAAGCAGAAGACUUGCCAAACCACUUAUAUUUUGUAGAACUGAGAGUGACUGUCCAAUGGAAAAUGGUUAUGCACGUCCAGUUGAGGGCAUCCAUGUACUUGUUGAUAUGCAAAACAUGAGGGUCAUUGAAUUUGAAGACCGUAAACUUGUUCCCUUACCUCCAGCUGAUCCAUUGAGGAACUAUACUCCUGGUGAAACAAGAGGUGGUGUUGAUCGAAGUGAUGUGAAACCUUUACAAAUUAUCCAGCCUGAAGGUCCAAGCUUUCGUGCUAAUGGACACUAUGUAGAAUGGCAGAAGUGGAAUUUUCGCAUUGGAUUCACUCCUAGGGAGGGCUUGGUUAUACAUUCAGUUGCCUAUGUUGAUGGUAGUAGAGGGAGACGACCUAUAGCCCACAGGUUAAGCUUUGUAGAGAUGGUAGUUCCUUAUGGAGAUCCAAAUGAGCCACAUUACCGAAAGAAUGCAUUUGAUGCAGGGGAAGAUGGCCUUGGUAAAAAUGCACAUUCCCUAAAAAAGGGCUGUGAUUGUUUGGGCUUUAUUAAAUACUUUGAUGCACACUUUACAAACUUCACUGGAGGUAUUGAAACAAUUGAAAAUUGUGUAUGUUUGCAUGAAGAGGAUCAUGGAAUUCUAUGGAAGCAUCAGGAUUGGAGGACAGGUUUAGCAGAAGUGCGAAGGUCUAGGCGGCUGACGGUGUCCUUUAUUUGCACUGUUGCUAAUUAUGAAUAUGGAUUUUUCUGGCACUUCUAUCAGGAUGGAAAAAUCGAAGCUGAAGUUAAGCUUACGGGAAUCCUUAGCUUAGGAGCAUUACAACCUGGGGAGACUCGAAAAUAUGGUACUACCAUUGCCCCAGGUCUUUAUGCACCAGUUCAUCAGCACUUUUUUGUUGCUCGUAUGGACAUGGCUGUUGAUUGCAGACCAGGUGAAGCUUUCAAUCAGGUUGUGGAGGUAAAUGUUGAAGUUGAGAAACCUGGGGAGAAAAAUGUCCACAAUAAUGCAUUUUAUGCCAAAGAGACGCUGCUCCGAUCAGAAUUGGAAGCAAUGCGUGCUUGCAAUCCACAAACAGCUCGCCAUUGGAUUGUUAGAAACACUAGAACAGUAAACAGAACUGGACAAUUAACAGGCUACAAGCUAGUACCUGGUUCCAAUUGUUUGCCAUUGGCUGGUUCAGAGGCUAAGUUUUUGAGGCGAGCUGCAUUUUUAAAUCACAAUCUUUGGGUUACACCUUAUACACAUGGUGAGAUGUUUCCUGGAGGAGAGUUCCCUAAUCAAAAUCCACGUGUUGAUGAAGGACUGGCUACAUGGGUUAAGCAGAAUCGACCUUUAGAAGAAACUGAUAUAGUUCUUUGGUAUGUGUUUGGGAUCACACAUGUUCCUCGGUUGGAAGAUUGGCCGGUCAUGCCAGUGGAGCGCUUAGGCUUUAUGCUUAUGCCUCAUGGGUUUUUCAACUGCUCUCCUGCUGUGGAUGUUCCUCCCAGCACAUGCGAAUUGGAUGCCAAAGACAAUGAUGUUAAAGACAAUGGUGUAACGAAGCCACUUCAAAAUGGGGUGCUAGCCAAGCUCUAAGCCAGUUACAAACUACUGUAGUCUCCACCAAUCAUCAAAAGCACAGAACCUCUGAAUUUGAUGUGUUUCGGGGAAGGAACUGCAUGCAGCAAGUGCUAACCAACAUGCUAGAUCAAAGUUAUUGUUUCUUGUACAACAUAAACAUCUGGAUUGGGCUCUUGUGCUUUGAUUUGACAUUUUGUUGAUCGUUGAUGUGUUGUGGAUUUGAAUGCUUGAUUAGUCUAUCGAUGUAUAAAAAAAACCUUGUUUUUUGUUUUCGCUAGUAGCAGUUGUUUCUCUGUAACCAUUACUAGUGUUGAUACUACGGCAAGUUGUGUUGAAAAUCAA
This is a messenger RNA of Populus trichocarpa (black cottonwood), 2942 nucleotides long. RefSeq names its product diamine oxidase [copper-containing] 1, peroxisomal. NCBI's taxonomy places the organism in Eukaryota, Viridiplantae, Streptophyta, Magnoliopsida, Malpighiales, Salicaceae. The coding region runs from base 291 to 2615 and encodes 774 amino acids. Gene Ontology annotation, biological process: amine metabolic process. The transcript is spliced from 12 exons. The record is from RefSeq and is a predicted model, not a curated record. Gene Ontology annotation, molecular function: copper ion binding; primary methylamine oxidase activity; quinone binding.